UUGGCGGAAGAGAUUGCGCUCCCUGGCCGCCGGCUCGCCUUCUGCUGGGAGUUCUCGCGGCCAGCGUCUCGGUGUCUGCUCUCGACCCGGAGUUCAUUUGUCGGCGUCCGCGUCGCCCUCCCUCUCCCGGACUGGGCACAGCGAGGCGGCUCCCUCUCCUGACGGCGUUCCAUGGAGUAGGGUCCUGGACCGUUGUCCCGAAGAGCGAUUGAGCUUGGCCCCCUCCCCCCUCCUCCCUCCCUCCUUCCGCCGCAACAUGGCUAACAACAGCCCCGCGCUGACAGGCAACUCGCAGCCGCAGCACCAGGCGGCCGCGGCCGCGGCCCAGCAGCAGCAGCAGUGCGGCGGCGGCGGCGGUGCCACCAAGCCGGCGGUCUCGGGCAAACAGGGCAAUGUGCUGCCGCUGUGGGGCAACGAGAAGACUAUGAACCUCAACCCCAUGAUCUUAACCAAUAUCCUGUCGUCGCCUUACUUCAAAGUGCAGCUCUACGAGCUGAAGACCUACCACGAGGUGGUGGACGAGAUCUACUUUAAGGUCACACAUGUUGAACCAUGGGAGAAAGGAAGCAGGAAGACAGCAGGCCAAACAGGGAUGUGCGGAGGGGUUCGAGGUGUUGGAACAGGAGGAAUUGUUUCUACAGCCUUUUGCCUGUUAUAUAAAUUAUUUACUCUGAAGUUAACUCGCAAGCAAGUAAUGGGUCUCAUAACACACACAGACUCACCAUAUAUUAGAGCCCUUGGAUUUAUGUAUAUAAGGUACACGCAGCCCCCUACAGAUCUAUGGGACUGGUUUGAAUCCUUCCUUGAUGAUGAAGAGGACCUAGAUGUGAAGGCUGGUGGAGGCUGUGUAAUGACCAUUGGAGAAAUGCUGCGGUCUUUUCUCACAAAACUGGAGUGGUUUUCUACCUUAUUUCCAAGAAUUCCAGUUCCAGUGCAGAAGAAUAUUGAUCAGCAGAUUAAAACACGGCCUAGGAAAAUCAAGAAAGAAGGGAAGGAAAGUGCUGAGGAAGUAGACAGACAUGUUGAACGCAGACGUUCAAGGUCUCCAAGAAGAUCAUUGAGUCCACGGAGGUCCCCAAGAAGAUCAAGGAGUAGAAGCCAUCAUCGGGAAGGCCAUGGAUGCUCUAGUUUUGACCGAGAAUUAGAGAGAGAGAAAGAACGCCAGCGACUAGAGCGUGAAGCCAAAGAAAGAGAGAAAGAAAGGCGAAGAUCCCGGAGUAUUGAUCGGGGUUUAGAGCGCAGGCAUAGCAGGAGUAGGGAAAGGCAUAGAAGUCGUAGUCGAAGUCGUGAUAGGAAAGGAGAUAGAAGGGAUAGGGAUCGGGAAAGAGAGAAAGAAAAUGAGAGAGGUAGAAGACGUGAUCGUGACUAUGAUAAGGAAAGAGGUAAUGACCGAGAAAAGGAGAGAGAGCGAUCACGAGAACGGUCCAAGGAACGGAGAAGCAGGGGUGAAGUGGAAGAAAAAAAACAUAAAGAAGACAAAGAUGAUAGACGGCAUAGAGAUGACAAAAAAGAUUCCAAGAAAGAGAAAAAACACAGUAGAAGCAGAAGCAGAGAAAGGAAACAUAGAAGUAGGAGUAGAAGUAGGAAUGCAGGGAAACGGAGUAGAAGCAGGAGCAAAGAGAAAUCAAGUAAGCAUAAAAGUGAAAGCAAGGAGAAGUCAUCAAAUAAACGGAGUCGAAGUGGCAGUCAAGGAAGAACUGACAGUGUUGAAAAAUCAAGAAAACGGGAACGUAGCCCCAGCAAAGAUAAAUCUAGAAAGCGUAGUGGAAGCAAAGAACGUUCCCACAAACGGGAUCACAGUGAUAGUAAGGACCAGUCUGACAAACAUGAUCAUCGAAGGAGCCAAAGUAUAGAACCAGAGAGCCAAGAAAAACAACAUAAAAACAAAGAUGAGACUGUGUGAAAAUGUUUUGUGAAAGUGGAUCACAUUGAAUCCUAUAAAUCUUUGAUUAAAUCUGCUUUUUUUCCCCCUCCCGAGUUGAGAUUGUUGCAGUAGUAUGUACUAUUCAAGCUCCCUGUAGGCUGCAUUUUCAUUUCCUCUUUUGUGUAGGGAAGUGCCUUUGUAAUCCCAUUUAUUGCGUUGAUAUUUUCACCCAAUUAUUGAGUUUGAUACAUGAUGCACAGAUUGUUCUUGCAUUUUUAUUGUUUAAUUGUUUUUGAGGUGUACAGUCUGUACAUAUGUCCUGAAAAAGUUUUAAUUUCUUUGGCAUGGUUGCCAUGUUGGUUAAAUUUGUAUAAGGCAAUAAACUGCCACUAAUUCUAUUUUUGCUUUGUAGGUGUGGGAUUAUGGUUUGUGUACUAAAGUUAGCAUGGCUGUGCUUUUCGUAAUAGAAUGCUAAAGACUUUGAGAAUGGAUCUUGGGUGUUUAUAAUAGGAGAAUUAUGUGCUUUCAAUGUACAUGAAGGCAGCAGUUGUAGGAUUAACAUUCUUGUCCAUUGUAUAUUAUCUUGGAAGGCUCUUGUUAAUAUGUUACAAUUAAUCUCCACUGUUUAGGGAGAAUUUAUGAGUAGUUUCUGAUACAGAGGUUUAAAUUAGGCUGUGAUUUGAUCAAAAGUCCUUGUAGCAUUCUACCUCAAAGGGACACUUAGUAUGCCUAAAAUUUAUUCAUUUAGGUUUUUUUAUUUGAAAAAAUACAUCACAUGUAUUCUUUCUUUUAAAUUUCUCAGAUUUUAAAGUACUAUAUUAAAGGGAAAAAUGUCUAAAGCCCAGAUUUCUUGCAGCAACCCUGUACUAACAUGAAAUUGGGGAGAGGGUGGGGCAGGUGAUGAGUAGAGAAAUAGAUUCAAGCCUCAAGCUUCCAAAGCAUUUUUAUAAGUGGAAAAUACUUAAAUUAUAAAACAGCUUGAUAUAGUGUCCUUUUUUUAAAAUUCAAAACUUUUUUAUUGAUAAUGAAGAGUGCUGUUGAGUUUUUAAACUUAAUCUAGAGCAGAGAAGUAUUAAAAGUAAUGCUAUGCUGCAUUAUUUAAGAUUAUUGGCAAAUUAUUUGAUAGAUUGUUCUUAUGACUUGUAUUCUGAUUACAGAGAAGGAUCAUGAGUGUGGAAUAAAUACUGGAUUAAAUCCUUUAUCCUGGGUGUUGACUUUUCCCCUAUGUGUUAAUAUUUUUUUAAAGUAUUUUUGUGUAAAUUGGUAAAAUGUUAGUACAGUCACACUGUGUGUAGGGGUAUUUUUCAGUGAUUUUAAGCGUGUAGACUAGAAUUGGACAUAUUGAUACUCAGUAAUCCUUAUUUGAGUUCUUAAUGGCAGUUCCAUUUGUUCUUGGGUGUUGUGUUACUGAAUUGUUCUUUGGUUUGGGUGAUGACUCAGUCUCACAUCAAAGGUGCUUAUUGAGGUAACUUUUCACUUGGAUCACAUAAUUGGAUUUAAAGGGGCUUUUAUAAAUUAACUCACUCUUUAGAGCAAAGAAACAGGCUCAGAGCGAUUGGUUAGGUCAGUGCCAGGACUAACAUGAGUGUUCCUGAAAUCCUAUCAUAUUAACAUCUAUUUGGUCUCGCUGCUUAUAUUGGCCAACUGAUGGGCACUCAGAAGCCACCUGGCACCGUGUUAAAUGGAGCAAACAAGUAUAUUGGAAGAGCCAGCCCUUCAUGUGUGGGCUUAACAUUUGUACCUACCUAACUCCGGAAAAAUCUCAUUAAAUGAAGGAAUUUCUCUAUGAAAAUGCUAUGCUUUUUUUUUUUUUUUUUUAAGAGUAGAAGAUU
Molossus molossus (Pallas's mastiff bat) is the source of this 3696-nucleotide messenger RNA. RefSeq names its product pre-mRNA processing factor 38B (gene PRPF38B). Gene Ontology annotation, cellular component: precatalytic spliceosome. The transcript is spliced from 6 exons. The coding region runs from base 257 to 1903 and encodes 548 amino acids. The record is from RefSeq and is a predicted model, not a curated record. NCBI's taxonomy places the organism in Eukaryota, Metazoa, Chordata, Mammalia, Chiroptera, Molossidae.